AUGUGGAAGUGUAUGGGCAAGUUUGACUAUGAGCACGAUCCGGACACAACUUACGAAGUUACAGCGGAUAACGUGAAGAAGAUGCUAGCUAUAUAUAUGAGAUUCAGGGCUGGCAUUCCCGUCGUUAUUAUGGGUGAAACUGGGUGUGGUAAAACAAGGUUGAUCAAAUAUCUUUCUCAGCUACAAUGUCCUGAGAGCCACUUCCAGAGUAUGAUUUUAAUGAAGAUUCAUGGGGGGACGACAGAAGAAGACAUAAAGAAUAAGCUAUUUUUAGCAAAUGAUAUAGCACAGGAAAAUGUUACCAAGUUUGGUGGUGAUAUUUUUACCAUCUUAUUCUUUGAUGAGGCAAACACUACUGAACAUAUUGGACUUAUAAAAGAAGUGAUGUGUGAUGGAUCUUUUCAAGGAGCACCAAUUGAACUUUGCCCUUCACUGAAAAUCAUCGCUGCCUGUAAUCCAUAUCGAAGGCACGGUGAAGAUGUUAUCAAACGUUUGGAGGAAGCAGGUCUUGGAUACCGUGUUGAUGCAACAGACACAGUCGAUAAACUUGGUAAAAUACCAAUGCGACAUCUUGUGUACAGAGUACAACCACUUCCGUCAAGUAUGUUGAGUUUAGUAUGGGACUUCGGACAACUUGAUUCGUCAACUGAAGAACAGUACAUAAUGCAAAUGGCAAAGAAACACACUGAUGAGCAAAUGGAAAUUUCACAACGACCAAUAACAGCUAUUAGAGGAACUUUCAAUCUUCGAAACACAAACAACAUUCAAACUGUUGUGUGCAAAGUUCUUCAAGAAUCACAAGACUACAUGAGAAAUGAGAAGAACGAAUGCAGCUUUGUCAGUUUAAGAGACGUAGAAAGAGCCCUUUCUGUAAUGAUGUGGUUCCGCAGACACAAAAUUAUGGAUGAAUUAGAAAAGCUUUCUGAAGUGGAUGAGAUUAAACUGAGUAGAGACACGAGGGCUCUGGUGUUGUCAUCAGGGAUGUCAAGAUCUCAUCUUGAAAAACGUUCGGCUAAACAGAAAGAUUGCAAAAAAUACAGCUCUGAAGGAAAAUGUAUUCAUGAUGGUGAUAUGUAUCGAACUGAAGAUACCGCUUUUUCUUGUCGGUAA
Saccostrea cuccullata (small rock oyster) is the source of this 1110-nucleotide messenger RNA. Its product is annotated as E3 ubiquitin-protein ligase rnf213-beta-like. The transcript is spliced from 9 exons. Gene Ontology annotation, molecular function: ATP hydrolysis activity; ubiquitin-protein transferase activity; ATP binding. The coding region runs from base 1 to 1110 and encodes 369 amino acids. The record is from RefSeq and is a predicted model, not a curated record. Lineage: Eukaryota; Metazoa; Mollusca; Bivalvia; Ostreida; Ostreidae.